Molecule: messenger RNA, 1029 nt
Organism: Glarea lozoyensis ATCC 20868
Lineage: Eukaryota; Fungi; Ascomycota; Leotiomycetes; Helotiales; Helotiaceae
Product: S-adenosyl-L-methionine-dependent methyltransferase
Exons: 5
Coding region: 1-1029 (342 amino acids)
Source: RefSeq, a predicted model, not a curated record
AUGAAUUACGAUUGGAUCCUCGACGGCGGCUACCUUCCCUCAGCUCUCAUACGCGUGGGAAUCCGUCGUCAGCUGGCAGAUCGUAUCAGGAUCAUUCACACUACAUCUCUUAGCGAUGCCUACGAGAAGAAAAUGAAAUACGUAGAGCUUUUGCGCUCGCGUCCGAUUGCCAUUGAGACUGCGGCGGCGAACGAGCAGCAUUAUGAGGUUGGUACCGGCGUGCUUCAGGCUUGUCUGGGUCCGAGAAUGAAGUAUAGUUGUGCGCUGUAUGAGAAGGGAAGUGAGACUUUGGGGGAGGCGGAGGUGAGGAUGUUGGAGAAGUAUGUGGAGAGGGCGGGGUUGAAGGAUGGGAUGAGUAUUUUGGAUCUUGGUUGUGGUUGGGGUUCCGGAGCUCUGUAUUUUGCGGAAGUUUUCCCAAAUUCCAAGGUCACCGCCUUCUCCAACUCCCGAACUCAAAAACUCUACAUCGACGAGCAGGCCAAAGCGAAAGGAUUCACAAAUCUUAACGUAAUCACCGGCGAUGUAGUAGACUACGAGUUCGAGAAAGAGGCUUUCGACCGUGUGAUUUCAAUUGAGUUAUUUGAACACAUGAAAAACUACGAGUUACUCAUGGCGAAAGUUAGUCGAGCACUCAAGCCAGGCGGAAAACUGUUUGUGCAUAUCUUUGCGCAUAAGACUACGCCAUAUGAUUUCGAGGAGGGUUGGAUGAGCACCCAUUUCUUCUCUGGUGGUACAAUGCCCUCAGCGGAUUUGUUUCACUUCUUCCAGAAAGACUUGACAUUAGAGAAGCAGUGGUGGGUUAACGGCCAGAAUUAUGCUAAGACUUGUGAGGACUGGCUUUCAAAAAUGAACGCACAUAAGAAGGAGAUUUGGCCACAUCUCACGGAGACAUAUGGUGGAGAGAAGACUGCCAUGUGGUUUUACAGAUGGCAAAUCUUUUACAUGGCUUGCGCUGAGCUUUUUGCUUAUGAAGGUGGUGAUACCUGGGGGGUUACUCACUAUCUCUUUGAAAAGCGAUCCUCGUCCUAG